Messenger RNA from Triticum aestivum (bread wheat), 3091 nucleotides. RefSeq lists its product as uncharacterized. The coding region runs from base 2167 to 2946 and encodes 259 amino acids. The transcript has 10 exons. The record is from RefSeq and is a predicted model, not a curated record. Lineage: Eukaryota; Viridiplantae; Streptophyta; Magnoliopsida; Poales; Poaceae.
UUUCACCCCUCCUCCCUGUCGUCUACCUCGCCCCACCCACCUCAGGCAGAGUCAAGGCAGACCUGUGUCUCUGUUCUUCGCCGCCCAAGGAGAAUCCACCAGACGGAGCAAAGGCGGACGAACAGCCCCCUCGCCGUGGAGCUGGUCGACAGCGGCGAGGCUUACCCUCCUCCGUCACUCAGCCGGGGUAACAGCCUGAGUAAGCAAGAGGAUUUCUAUUCAAGGGGCCUUAGUUCUAGAGGGUGAAGAUGUCCGAUUUAUUUAGUGGGAUUCAAGCAGCUAUGGUUAUCAAUCGAGUAGAGAACAGUGAGCAGUCACCUGAAGAUUGGAAUAGCGACUGUGAUGGAUCCGGUGGUUCAUCAGGUUUGCCGGGCACGCCGUGCUUUACGUCCAGGCUUUCUUUGCUCAAAGUUGGUUCAGUCAUAGGCCAGUUUAGUGAUUUUAAGCGACAGUUAAUCAAGGAAACCGGAUUUGAUGGAAUGCUAGAGCUCAAAUCAUGGCAGAAGAUCAGCCUUAAGUACAGCGCUUACCUAAUGGAUAGGGUUGAUGUAGAUUCCAGCAUAAUAAAUUUAGAGGGCCAAGGUGUGAUUGAAUUACGUGACCAACACUUUAAUUCUGUUUUUGCCCCCAUGUGGCAAUACAGUCAUAGAAGGUGAAGGCGUGGAGCCGUCAGAAGCAUGUAUUGAGUACACGCGUGUGGCUGCAUCAUUUAGCGAAAGAGGCAUGCACAGUCUUAAAGCGGCUGAGGCGUACUUAAAUCGAGCCAUCACAGAAUCAUCCACACAGAUAGAGAAGGACUGUUUCAAGAUUGCAUUUGUUAUUUUUGUAGUCGGUAAUGUACUUGCUCCUACUGCUAAGCACGAUUAUAUAUCGAUAGACUUUUGGGCUGCACUGAAUGAUAUCAGCAAGAUAAAGGAUUGGAAUUGGGGAGGAUAUGUACUUAAGCAUCUGUUUCAAGCUAUGAGGAAGUUCAAAGCAGAUGUGUCCAAGAGAAACCCAACUGUCCACAUAGUUGGCUGUCAUCUGUUCCUGCAGAUAGUCUUGAUCUAGGCGUUCUAAACAUGUUGCGAGGUGUAACACCGCGGAUAGGUCUGUACAACUAUGAUGCGAUGAAGAAGAUGGUGGAAAAAAUUACAGUCAAUGUUGGUGCGGGUGAAGUUUCCUUCCACGGUGCAACGGUACCCCCCCAGGUGCUAAAAUAGAUUACUGAUUGGAAAUGCAAUCAUUUUCAUUCAUGACAUGCAAUGACCAUAUUCGCAACUCAACGGGUACGGACCGAGCUGUCAGUGAGCAAUCUAAUUGGCUUCCCUUCUAAGGAAUGUCCCACAGCAAAGCCAGCAAAGCCGGCACCGGCUCCCAAGAGGGGAAACGCCACAUGCACGCCGAUGUUGCGAAGUAGUUAUGCCAAAACUGGUCCGCAGGAGUUUUCAAAUUACAUACGAACACGCUACCCAAGUAUAUCAGCGCAGAAGCUUGGUAUACUUCUACGGGAGCAGAAUGCUCGCGGCCUAGCAAACAUAUCAGAAAUGCGUCAAGCGUUCCAGUCCAAUAUGUUCAAUUUCACAGACAAGCUUAUGUCAUGCUUAGCAGAGAGUUGCACUUGUUGUAAGGCACAUGGCAACAAAAAAUGCAUCUUGGAAAAUGAAGGAACAAAUACUUGCGAUCCCCCCUCAUGUAUCAACAGAUCAAACUCAAUUCAGCAUGUCGUUAGCCAGCAAGAUUGGACCCCGACUACCAGCACCAGGCAACCCUGGAGGUUGCCUGUCUGUCAAUAGUUCCGUGUCUAGGAAAAGGGAUGGCAGUUUAUCAUCAAGCAUACAGUCGGGCACAGCAAAGAAAACAUGUUCACGAGAGACAGAGACCGCCCUCGCCGCAAUACCAACAUGUGGGCAAGACCCACUCAAUCAUAUCCCCAUAUCCCAGGAUGCAACUGUCAAGGAAAUCGCGAGCAAAAUUGCUGCUUUUUAUGAUGACCUUACAGCCAUCUUGGUUACUUAAUAUGCUGAGAUACGUCCAGCCCCCGGAUUCAUAUUGUUUGGAUCAACCACCGAUGGAGCACAUGUGAAGAUCGAUCUCCCUCAAUGCAAAUUUGGAAGAGAUCCGUGGGUCGCCGGAUCAGUCCCAGUGCCACCAAACCCAACUGUACUCAGGGCCAUAAAAGACUGGAUGAGUGCAACCUCGAUGUUAAACCUUGAGAGGAAAUGGAUCGUGCAUCCUAAGCCAAGACUCAUAACAUUAGAGGGUGUUGAAAUCCAGCGUCAGCUUGCAUCUAACGAUGCAAUGACCCAUGAGAUGGCUACAGCUAUUUUUCGCAGGCUUGGGCAAGUUGAUUUGUUUUUCUCAAAGGACAGUACUGGACAGAUAUGGAGGAAAUUCGUCGAGCCCGACUUUGCUACAACUGUUUUAUCGAACGCCGACCCAAUGACCAUACAAUCAAUCAGGGCCAGCUUCCAAGAAGGAACAUCAUCCUGCAACCCAGCUUCGUGCCGAAUGUGGUACAUCCCGACGAUACUACCUGAUGAUUGGACUGUCUAUGCUUUUGAUAUGUUGCGGAAAAGAAUAAUUGUAUUAGACCCAGCAGUUGGCCUGUUUGGCUAUAGCAACCGCCGAGUCAGCAUGCAUGAAUUUGUGAGCAACAAACUCCAUGCCGCGUUGUUCACAUGCCUCCAGAAUUUCUUCAGCUCUUGGCAUUGUGAAUCAAGCCACUGGGGGCACACUUUUCCGAUCAUAAUGAGGGAAAAGAUUGAGAAAGAGCAGACUGGGUUGUGUGCCACCUUCUUUGCAUGGAAUUACGACGGCGACAAGCUACAGACACCACUAAACAAAGACACACUUGCAUCACACAGCAGCCUAAUGAUCUACGAACUAAUGAGGAUGCAAGGCAACCAAACUCCAGUGGCAAACGACGUCCUUGAAGCGGUCAAAGUAUCGCUCACUGCUCUUUAGAAUACUGUUCUAACUACCGAAAAUUUCUUCCCAACUGGAUUGUAUUAUAACUAGAGAUUACAACCAUUUCAGGGGCCACCUGGCCCAAAACUAUGUCUGACGAUCGGUUACUACUUAUUUGUGUCGAGUGCAAAUUUCUAGCACA